Messenger RNA from Nematostella vectensis (starlet sea anemone), 3411 nucleotides. RefSeq lists its product as uncharacterized. Lineage: Eukaryota; Metazoa; Cnidaria; Anthozoa; Actiniaria; Edwardsiidae. The record is from RefSeq and is a predicted model, not a curated record. Gene Ontology annotation, cellular component: nucleus; cytoplasm. The transcript is spliced from 6 exons. The coding region runs from base 672 to 2936 and encodes 754 amino acids.
UUGACAUGGACAUAAUAAACGUUCCUGAUGUUAAAACAGUUAUACGCAUUUGGCAAUAUAUUCGGGGGCAAACGGUGUAAAUGAUUCUUCUUUGCUUUUCAAAACGAUCACUUAUCCGUAAUUGUGUUAAAGCUCAUCUGUGCUCUGUAUUCCAAAUUUCUAUAGAUAUUCUACUAAUUUAUACCCCCGUUCUACUUGUUGGCCCCCAGUAUGGUAUUGUCCAUUUUCGGGACGCCGUAUUUUUCCGCCGUUAUGGAAUAGAAACAGCGCAUUACCCAUCAAUACCGAUAACGACCUUAUCAACGGAACCUAAAGCGCGCAGUUGACACAUGCCAGACGAGGCUACAGUGUCAUGUCUGUCUACAAGUCAUCGUGACCCGGAUUUGAUAUCAGCUCAAAUACUUUGCUGUCAUUCAACUUGUUGACAGCUGAAUAAGGUUGACAAAGCCAUUAGUGGUGCUGUCCUGUUCUGAUUGGCUCAACGGUGUAACAUAUGAGAUAAAUCGGCCAAGAUGUCCCUUCGCUUUACCUGUCAACAACUCGGUAGCGUCUGAACAACAACGUAUUGAGCGGUGGCGAGCGACCCUUCAGAGCAGAAACUCUAGUCUUGUCUACUGGCUGUUUCAGCUUUAUGACAAGCACAGAAAAGUCGUCACAGUUUAGUUCACCUUAUGGAGAAUGAAGCAGAUUACCGCGGAGGGAUGACGAUUGACGAUGGAGUGGUAUGGACACCUGACAACCGGCACUUCAAUGAGCUAGGACUACCCUACACUGUUCCACCCUGGAACAAGCACUUCCCUAGAGAGGCACAUAGGCGCUUUUCCUGGAAACGCGUGAGACGCAUGUCCGGGCUAGAGCUCCUGCAACAUUUCACGACGCGGUUUAACCCAACCAACGGAUGCGCGCGCAUCAGCCUACGCCAGGUGGUAUACCGCUGUAACCUGAUCUCUGCAUGUAGACGCGAGUUUUCAGGGCUGAUCGGAGUACAGAAAGCUGUCAAACACUUGUGCAAGCAUUUACUCAAAAUGGAGGAACAUAGGAAAAGAAAUGUCUCAUAUCAUAAUUACAUCGAGAGCCUAGUGUUUUACGCUGUUGGAGACCAGUUCCCGGCAGGCAUCACGGUCGGGAGUCGCCAUAGCAACGGAUCUUAUUAUCAAGAUGGUAGCUCGUUCCAGGGUCCCUCACUAUACAAUCCGCGGACUAGAAAGCAAGAGCUAGCUGUGACGUGCGAGCCAGAAACGAUGACUGAAAAAGGCAGCAACUAUCAGGGAAAUCUCGAUGCCGAUAGUCAAGUGUUUGCCUUGCAAGCUAAACAAAUCAGCUGUCAAAGUAGCAAUGGGGAGGCUGGGACCCUUGAAAAUAAUAUGAAUAAUAUUCAGCCUCUCAAAGAAAACACUAAUUGGCCAAAAACAUUGGCCAAAAACGCUUUUCCUGGUAAUUGUAGAUCUAGGUAUGAUGUUCAGGGAAUUAGUACUACAACUGUAAUUGAUUGUCCUAUAGAGCGCACCUCUAAAACAGACACUAAUAUUUCAACCAGUUCAUCUUUCACUUCUUGUGGCUCGGGGCAAGAUAUUUCUUUGGUUUCUCUUAAAGGAAUUUCCGAUCUUUGUGAGCGUAUUGAAAAUGAAACUCUAAAAGAUUCAGAUCUGGCAGUCAGAAGUAAUGAAGCUCUAGAGUAUCCACCCGCCACGGAAUACACACACUAUGAGUCGUCCAAUAGAUGCUACUCCCCCUUUCAGGUGGGCACAGUGAAUGUAGGAUGUGACGCGUCGAACAUUAUCUGCACCAUAUCUUCCGUUACAUCACUCGCUUAUGAGGACAGUAAGGGGAAUGCUUCGGUGAACAUGAACAAUGAAUCGAGUCCUCAACCAAUCACAGAGCAGUUUGACAGUAGCCGAAAGGGAUGUCACACAUUCGUGUACUCCUCGAAUUGUAAGGUGGUUUGCCAUCAGUGUCCAAUGACUGAAGUCACUCAAAAUGAGUUGUGUGAGAACUGCGUUACAAAGUUCCUAGAUUGCGAGACGCCACAACGGGUGUUACAAGAAGAAUACGUAGAACUUGGUGCGAUGACGGAUCUAUCAGCUAAAAAUGGCGUGACACGUUCUGCGUACGAGUUAGUGACAAACAGACUGCCUGAACUAGGUGAUGGCGUGACAGAUCAUUGCGUAUUGCCAAGGGUGUCACAAGUUGAACGCGCAGAAAAUUUUCUGAUGACGGGUAUAUCAGAUGAAAAUGGCGUGACACUACCUGCGUACGAGUUGGUGACAAACAGAGUGUCUGAACUAGGUGAUGGCGUGACAGAUCAUUGCUUAAUGCCAAGGGUGUCACAAGUUGAACACGCAGAAAAUUGUCUGAUGACGGGUAGAUCAGAUGAAAAUGGCGUGACACUACCUGCGUACGAGUUGGUGACAAACAGAGUGUCUGAACUAGGUGAUGGCGUGACAGAUCAUUGCUUAAUGCCAAGGGUGUCACAAGUUGAACACGCAGAAAAUUGUCUGAUGACGGGUAGAUCAGAUGAAAAUGGCGUGACACUACCUGCGUACGAGUUGGUUAGGGACGGGGUGUCUGAACUAAGAGAUGGCGUGACAGGUUACCGCGUGACGCCACGCGUGGAUACUAUUCCUGUGCUGUGUGAGGACUAUGAGGAUCACGUGUGCAUCAGCGACGACUACCCCUCUCUACUCGCAACCUUUCCCAUCCAAGACGCAGAGAUUGCGUCUCCUCCAAAUGUCGCCCCGAUCACAAGUCAAGGAACCCCUGUAUCUCAAAGCAAAUACGGUGAAUUAUUAGCUGUUAUCGAAGAGCUAGGAAAAGAUAUAAGGCCCACGUAUGCCGGUAGCAAGAACGCAUCGGAACGCCUCAAGAAAGGAAUCAUGCAUGCUAGGGCACUUGUCAGGGAAUGUUUAAUAGAAACAGAAAGAUGUGCAAGACAGUAGAAAGAUGUAAAUAGAAAGUAUAUACUCAACCACUACAUUAUGGCAUGAAAUUACAAGAGUCAUAUUUACUGUGUACAGAAGUAUUUGCUGUACUGAUCAGCCACAUUGAUCCAGGCCUGUAGCUGAGACUGAGUAUCCCCCCUCUAUCCUCUCCCCUCAGCUAACUAAAAACAUUCUUUUGGCGUUUGUUAGUUGUAGUUUAUACUUUAAGGAAUCAUGAUAGUGUGCAAUAGCCACAAGUAAUAGUUAGGUUUCGUUCCAUUGAAAAGCAUCAGAGAAAGUAGACAAAGUUAUUUUUUUUUCAGAAUUAAUCCAUGCUAGAAUUUGUCAAUAUUUUUUAAGUUAAAAGUAUAUUGAACAAAAGUCUAAGGCUUUACUAUCCAAUAUAAGGAUAUACCACUGUGUUAUGAAAAUAUUUAUAAUAAUUAGAAAAUAAAAAAUGCAGGAAUACAUUAAUAAAAAACCAUACAAAACA